Molecule: messenger RNA, 2451 nt
Organism: Geodia barretti
Lineage: Eukaryota; Metazoa; Porifera; Demospongiae; Tetractinellida; Geodiidae
Source: the annotation of a GenBank genome assembly
AGCAAGAAAACACCUUUGACCGAAGUACAAUAGGGGGCGGGCGGGCUGUCGAUUCUGUAGCUACUGCUCUCUGGAAACCAUGUCUAAUCAGUUGACUAUCCAUGAUUUUGCCCGAGUCCAAGAGGCUCUGUGGGCGGCAAGAUCAAAAUGGGAUAACAUUGGAACCCGACUCAAACUAGACGUCCGUGAGCUGGAGUGCAUUGAAACGGAAGGAGGGAUGAGUCUUGACAAGAAGUUCAAUCUCAUGAUCCAGACAAGGUUGAAGAAGAUUGAGCCAUGCACCUGGAGAGAUCUCUAUGAUGCAUUAAAUCAUCCUACUGUUGCCAUGUCCGAUGUGGCAUGUAAACUUGUACCAUACAUACCACCUGUUGCGGCUCCAACUGAAACUGGAUAUACUGAUGGUGUAGCACCAGCUGCAUCAGUUACCACAUCUCCUAUUGUAACUGGCCCCCAAAUUGACAGCAAAGAAUUUGAAAAGACAAGUGAAAUGAUAGAUCAGUUGCAGAAAGAGUAUAUUGACAUUUCAUUUUGUGCUGCUGAGGAGUUGAGUGCCAAUGUUGCAGUUAAAAAGUUGCGUUUUUCCCUCCUCUCUCUCCCACCAAAUCUCAAAAAAAAUUCCCUUUCGAAAGCAAAGGCUGAAAUCAAAGAAGCUAAAUCAACCGAUGAAGUAAUGUAUAUUAUUGGGGAGCACAAUCACUGCCUCCACUACCCCCUGUUGAAGUAUGUCAUAGAUCUCUAUGGAAGUGCUAGUCUGAAAGAAAAAAUAGCAGAUUAUGCAAAGCAGGUGGGAAAUUUUAGAAAAGAAACAAGGCUCGAGGUGUUUUCACAAGUUGGCCCUGAUGAGCCAGAAGAUAUCAAUGGAAGGUUUACCACGAUGGUUAGUAAGCACCAAAUGGACUGGAGAACCGCUACACUGGAAGAUGUUGAGAAGUUUCGCAUUCAAGUCUGCCGGGAGCUGUCCUUGUAUGACUUCUCCCUCAACCUCGUGAAAGUUGCUCGAGGGUGUGUGGAGGUGACAUGGCGGGUUCCUCGUUCUCUGGUGACCUACAUCCAGAACUCUGUCAAGCCCAGCAGUCAGAGCAUGAUGGAGCAUCACGUCACCACUCUCACCAUUGACGGAUUCAUCGUCUACGACUCCUCUUUUGCCAUGCAGUUGGAGUACAAAGUUAUUCGACUAGGGCUUCAAGCUAUUGCUAUCAAUUACGGCUGCCUGUUGGAGGAGAUGUCACCAGAUGAAGUAGUGCCACACCUGGUGCAACGAAGGCUGCUGACACAGCCACAAGGAGAAGAAGUUUGGGCAAAGAGCAGUCGACUAGAGAAAGUACAUAUAAUAGUAGAGGCACUCCGAGAGGCUGAUGAUAUAGUUGGGAUGUUCCCAACAUUCUGUAUGGCUUUGGCUAAUGCAGGACAGUUACAUGUUUCAGAGAGACUCCGUAACAAGUUCCAGAGUCUCCUGAAGGGUGAGGCAGUAUCCCACCAACAAGAGGAAGAUGAAGUCAUGAUUUCUGGAGAGUCGAGUACCCAGCCUUCUUCUCCUCCUCCAGAUAGCCACCUCGUCACUGCUCAAUUGGAGGGUCCUACCCUCACAAGAGCACAGUACAACACCAUACACAGUCUCACCAGCUCCUUUCUCGGUAUCCCCACUAGUGAUCUGGUGUAUGAUGGCCACACCCCCAAUCCACUCACUCUUCACUGGCACUACUAUACUAUUUGUCGGUCAUUAAUUUCUCUCUCUCAUUGCAAUGCAAUGGCACAGGAGGGUAUUAGAAAACUUGUGAAUGGAGAGAAGAUUAUCGUUCUUCAUUUAAAUGAGACCAGUCUUCUCAGUGCUGCUUGGGAUGGAGAUAAAGAGUCAUUGGAUUGUGCUCUGGGAGCUGGAGUGCCAGUUGAUUGUCGGAUUAGUCUCUGGUAGCUUUUGUUUUGUGGAAAAAGUUGCCCAAAAAAGAUUGUAGUCCAUUGAAUCCGUGACUAAUUGGUGUGAGUUUGAUGGUCUCUACCCCUUAUUAGGAAAGCUCUAGACUGGGUGGAGUUCACUGAUGUAUGCAUCUGAUAAUGGACAUGUGGAGGUGGUGGAGAGGUUAUUACAACAUGGAGCCACAGUAGACAUGCAAGAUAAGAAUGGAUGGAGUUCACUGAUGGUUGCAUCUCAGGAGGGACAUGUGGAGGUGGUGGACAAGUUAUUACAACAUGGAGCCACAGUAGACCUGCAAGCAGAGGUACACACACUAUAUCCACAGUAGACCUGCAAAAAGAGGAUGGAUGGAGUUCACUGAUGAUGCAUCUCUGAAUGGACAUGUGGAGGUGGUGGACAAGCUAUUACAACAUGGAGCCACAGUAGACCUGCAGACUAAGGAUGGGUGGAGUUCACUGAUGGAUGCAUCUCAGAAUGGACAUGUGGAGGUGGUGGACAAGCUAUUACAACAUGGAGCCACAGUAGACAGCAGACUAAGG